GCCGCUUCCCUCCAGGAGAACACGGUGCAGCCGCGCACACGUCCAGCAGCACCGGGAGAGCUCGAUCGGAACCAGCGCCGGCUCGACCGUCAUCGGGGCUUGGGUUUUUUUUUUUUUUUUUUUUUUUUAAACUACUCCUUCACGGGACCAAAAAACCGGGACCUCAUCUCCGCCAGAGAUCAUGGGUGGCCGUUGACACCUGACUUAGACCCUCCCAAAUUGACCAGCACACUAGAGUAGCCUGAGCACGGCGGUUGGUGCCCUGUGAGCGCUCCCACCAUGGCCGCCCAUCGAAUCAGAGCCGCCACCUCCAACAACGCCCCCCUCCCACGCUGCAAGUCCGAGGGGACGCUCAUCGAUCUCAGUGAAGGAGUGUCAGAAGCCAGCCUCAACGAUGUCAAAGUGCCUUCUCCCAGUACCUUAAGACUGGACGCUACCGCCACCUUCGGUGCUGCCAGGGAAGUGGUUGCCAUUAAGGACUACUGCCCGUCCAGCUUCACCACCCUGAAGUUCUGCAAAGGGGACCGCCUCUACGUUCUGGACUCGACAGGAGGAGAGUGGUGGUACGCCCAUAACAACACGGAGAUGGGUUACAUCCCUGCGGCGUAUGUGGAGCCCAUCAACUUCAGAGACUCGUCCUUCAGCGACAGCGGGAUGAUUGACACGGUGGGAGACUGUCCCGAAGAUGCGGCCCAGGAGACGGACCUUCUCGGGGAGUGGGCUGGGGUCAUUCUGAAACCAACCAUCUUCCAGAAUGGAAAUCCUUUUGCAACAACCCAUACCUCGACAAACCCUUUCUUAAACAAAGGUCCUCAGAGCUCACUCGAUCAGAACAGUAAUGAGAAAUCAGUUGACCUCCUCCUGUUUGAUACGCUCGCUACAUCGGUGCACAACUCCACCAGCAGCACGGCCGCCAACGGCCUGGGCAACGGUGUUUUUAACCCCCUCAGUCCCACUGUGGGCGUGGGGCAGGUGUUGCGCAGGGACAACCCGUUUUUUCGAAGCAAGCGGUCGUACAGUCUGUCUGAGCUGUCCAUCCUGCAGGCUCAGUCAGACGCCCCUCCGGCGUCCUCCAGUUUCUUCGGGGGCCUGAAAGCACCAGCGCCGGAGCAGUUCCAGAGCAGGGAGGACUUCCGGACAGCGUGGCUCAGCCACCGCAAGCUCGCCAGGUCCUGCCACGACCUGGACUCGCUGGGUCAGAACCCAGGGUGGGGUCAAACGCAGCCGGUGGAGACCAACAUCGUCUGUCGGCUGGACAGCUCAGGAGGGGCCGUCCAGCUCCCGGACUCCAACAUCAGCGUACACGUACCCGAAGGCCACGUGGCCCCAGGGGACACCCAGCAGAUCUCGAUCAAAGCUCUGCUCGACCCCCCGCUGGAGCUGAACAACGACCGCUGCACCACCGUCAGCCCUGUGGUGGAGAUCAAACUCAGCAACAUGGAGACCAAAACCAACGUCACCCUGGACAUGAAAGUGUCUGUCGUGGUGAAAAUGGAGAGCAGGGAGACGACAGAAGUCUUGUGUGUCAGGAGUGAUUGUAAAGAGGGACCUUACACCCCCAUUCCUCAGGCGUACAUGUAUGGGGACACAGUCCAGGUGUGUUUGGACAACCUGGAACCAUGCAUGUACGUGUGUGUCGUGGCUCAGUCCCGGUCCCUAUCUCCAGACUCCACAGUUUGGGAGCACGUGGUUAAAAAGAUCACUUUAGGGGUAUACGGUCCUAAACACAUUCACCCGUCCUUCAAGACAGUCGUAGCUAUGUUUGGCCACGACUGUGCCCCAAAGACGUUGUUGGUGAGUGAGGUAGGCAAACAGGCGCAGUCUGCUCCAUCAGUACUGCUGCAGCUCUGGGGUAAACACCAGUUCGUCCUGUCCAAACCCCAGGACCUCCGCGUUGGAGUCUACUCCAACAUGGCCAACUACGAGGUGAAGGUUAGCGAACAGGCCAGAGUGGUCCGGGGCUUCCAGGUUAAACUCGGCAAAGUCAGCAGGAUUGUCUACAUCAUUGCAUCGCGCAACACGGAUGAUGUUUCUGAUUUCACAUUAAGGAUCCAGGUCAAAGACGAUCAAGAUUGUAUCCUGGCUCAGUUUUGUGUCCAAACGCCGCCCCCGCCCCCAAAAGCAGGCCCAAAGACAUCGGUGCAAAGGCGCUUCCUGAAGAAGAAGGAAGUGGGCAAGAUAGUCUUGUCUCCUCUCGCCAUUGCCACCAAGUACCCUGUUUUUCAGGACCAGAGAAUAAAUAACCUGAAGUUUGGAAAAUUAAUCAAAACUGUCAUUCGACAGACGAAAAAUCAGUACUUGCUGGAGUACAAAAAGGGAGACUUUGUAGCCCUGUUGAGCGAGGAGAGGAUCAGGCUGAAGGGUCAGCUGUGGACAAAAGAGUGGUACAUUGGAUAUUACCAGGGCAAGAUGGGAUUUGUUCACGCAAAGAAUGUGUUGGUGGUCGGCAAAGUUAAGCCCAUUUACUUCAGCGGGCCCGACCUUUCGACUUCCUUGCUACUGGAGCAGAUACUGAAGCCCUGCAAAUUCCUCACGUACAUCUACGCCUCCGUAAGAACUAUACUGAUGGAGAACAUCGGCAACUGGCGGGCGUUCGCCGACUCUCUGGGAUACGGCAACCUGCCGUUGACCCAUUUCUGCCGCGCAGAGCUGGACAGCGAACCCGAGAGGGUCGCGUCCGUGCUGGAGAGGCUGAAGGAGGACUGCAACAACACAGAGAGCAAGGAGCGAAAGUCCUUCCAGAAAGAACUCCUGACGGCUUUGUUGAAGAUGGACUGCCAGGGCCUCGUGGCCCGGCUGGUCAUGGACUUUGUCCUGCUGACCACGGCCGUGGAGGUGGCGGGACGCUGGCGGGAGCUCGCCGAGAGGCUCGUCAAGGUGUCACGCCAGCAGAUGGACGCUUACGAGGCGCCGCAUCGCGACAAGAACGGGGUGGUGGACAGCGAGGCCAUGUGGAAGCCGGCGUACGACUUCCUGGUCACGUGGGCCGCGCAGAUCGGCGACAGCUACAGGGACGUGAUCCAGGAGCUGCACAUGGGCCUGGACAAGAUGAAGAACCCCAUCACCAGGCGCUGGAAGCACCUGACCGGCACGCUCAUCCUCGUCAACUGCCUGGACGCCCUGCGGAGCUCCGCCUUCAGCCCCGCCGCUCAGGACGACGACUACGCCAUCUGAGGCCCCGCCUCCCCUCGCCGUCUCCCGGAGCAGAGUUGCUGCACGUCAGCUGUGCCGCUCACGCUGAACGUCGCCGCCGCCGUGUGUUGUUUUGUUCCCGCGGCGCCGCCUUUAGCUCCUCCCCCCUCAGAGCGCCCUCCGUCUCCGCUGGCGGGCCAAACAACACGGAGCUGUGCGCAGCUCGCAGUAUUAACAGAGACUCUUUUAAUAGUUCCCGUGUUGCAUAGUUAUGUAUUUUUGUACUAUGAAGCCUUUGGUUAAGAACUGUGGAUCCAACGCCCAGAAAGUCACUUUUUCAAGAGGAGACACUUUUAGAUAUCGUAUCCUUAUUACCGUAGCCUCGUCACGUGUCAAAUCCGUUCUAUUUAUUGUCACUCUUUUCUCCUCUACUUCAGGUUCCCUCUCUCUCUCAACGCCGUCCGGCUCCUUUCAGAGAUACAAAUAUUCGGUUGUCCGUCUUUGACCCGACGCUGAAAACACUGAAUAUUUUAUUAAUCUUUCACAAGUUUGAAUCAAGCUCUUGAAUAGUAGAAAAAAAUCAUGUCAAUGAAUUUAAUAGUUAACAGAACUGAAAACAUUCUCCCUGUUUUUCCGAUGUGAGGAUUUGCUGUUAAUUUGAUAAUUAACUGCUGGUCUUACAAAACCAGUGUCUGACAAUUAAUGUUUUUCUUAUAAACUGUAUUCAUUUUUUCUCCUGUGAACUCAGAGUCCACUCACUCACUUCUUCGGGUGCUUUUGACCUCGUCUCAUGGUCUUCAUCAGCAGUUUGCUGGGUGGGACGUCGGAGGCUAAACGCUCCAGAGCAAGUCAGAGAGUAAACGAGUAAAUUAGUUUUUUUUUCGCGAUUGACAAAUUAACUUUUAAUUAUCAUUUUUGGAUCAAAAUAAAUCAGCCUUAUCUUCCACCGAUCAAACCGUAGCCACUAAUCCCUCAACUCGCUGUCUCUUGUCUCUAUUGCUUUUGUCCCAUGGAAGUGAUUGUUACCAAAGCUUGCCAAAAAUCAAUACAGCUCCACACAGAUGACCUUGUACAAUGUUCGGACCACUCUUGUGAUGACACUGUCUGUCAAUGCUGAUUAGGUUCCGUCUCAGUGCUGCAUACUGUGCAAUGUGGUGGGUGUGAAAACCUUUUUGUGACUGCAUACUUUUGUGGAACAUACUAAAUAAAAAUGUAAAUAUUUGGACACGA
This is a messenger RNA of Gasterosteus aculeatus aculeatus (three-spined stickleback), 4362 nucleotides long. RefSeq names its product SH3 domain-binding protein 4. Gene Ontology annotation, molecular function: protein binding. The record is from RefSeq and is a predicted model, not a curated record. NCBI's taxonomy places the organism in Eukaryota, Metazoa, Chordata, Actinopteri, Perciformes, Gasterosteidae. Gene Ontology annotation, cellular component: cytoplasm.